Messenger RNA from Triplophysa rosa, 15177 nucleotides. Its product is annotated as ryanodine receptor 3. Gene Ontology annotation, biological process: calcium ion transmembrane transport; intracellular calcium ion homeostasis. The coding region runs from base 115 to 14583 and encodes 4822 amino acids. The record is from RefSeq and is a predicted model, not a curated record. NCBI's taxonomy places the organism in Eukaryota, Metazoa, Chordata, Actinopteri, Cypriniformes, Nemacheilidae. Gene Ontology annotation, cellular component: Z disc; smooth endoplasmic reticulum; sarcoplasmic reticulum membrane. Gene Ontology annotation, molecular function: ryanodine-sensitive calcium-release channel activity; calcium ion binding; protein binding. The transcript has 105 exons.
CUCCGCUGUUUACGCACACACACGAAGCCCGUUGGAGCAUCGGUGCGCGGCGCGUCUCUAUGGCUGCUGUGGACUGACGGAGCGCAGCCGGACAGUGAGCGCUCAUCAGCGGCCAUGGCUGAAGGAGGAGACGCGGAGGAUGAGAUCCAGUUCUUGCGGACCGAUGAUGAGGUGGUCCUGCAGUGUGUGGCGUGUAUUCAGAAAGAAAACCGGAAGUUCUGUCUGAGCGCUGAGGGUUUGGGAAACCGUCUCUGUUAUCUGGAGCCCACAUCAGAGGCCAAGUAUUAUCCUCCAGAUGUGUGUAUCUGUAGUUUCGUGCUGGAGCAGUCUCUGUCCGUGCGUGCACUGCAGGAGAUGCUCGCCAAAACUGGACAAAACAAUGACCAAUUCAUUAGAAAGGCGGCUCACAGCGCAGGACACAGAACAUUACUGUACGGUCACGCCAUCCUCCUCAGACACUCCUUCAGUGGAAUGUAUCUGAACUGUUUGAAGACAUCCAGAUCAAUGACAGAUAAAUUAUCCUUUGACGUCGGACUGCAAGAGGAUUCAACAGGUGAAGCCUGCUGGUGGACCAUUCACCCGGCGUCCAAGCAGAGAUCUGAAGGAGAGAAAGUUCGUAUCGGUGAUGAUCUCAUUCUCGUCAGUGUUUCAUCCGAACGCUAUCUUCAUCUGUCCAUAUCCAACGGCAACAUUCAGGUGGAUGCAUCUUUCAUGCAGACGCUGUGGAAUGUGCAUCCCAUCUGUUCAGGAAGCAGCGUGGAGGAAGGAUAUCUUCUUGGCGGGCACGUGUUGCGUCUGUUUCAUGGUCAUGAUGAGGUUCUGACCAUCCCGGCCUCUGAUCAGAGUGAAGAAGAACAGAGGAUAGUGAACUAUGAGACGGGGAAAGCGGGAGCUAAAGCGAGAUCUCUGUGGAGGCUGGAGCCGUUACGCAUCAGCUGGUGUGGCAGUCACAUCCGCUGGGGUCAACCCUUCCGUCUCCGUCACCUGACCACCGGUCACUAUCUGGCCCUGACGGAGGACAGAGGGGUCGUUCUACAGGACCGCGAGAGAUCAGACACCUCGUCUACAGCGUUCUGCUUCAGAGCGUCUAAGGAGAAGCUGGACUGCAGUGUGAAGCGUGAUGUUGAGGGGAUGGGCGUGGCAGAGAUCAAGUACGGAGAUUCUCUGUGUUUUGUGAUGCACGUGGCGACGGGCCUGUGGCUGUCCUAUCAGGCGCCUGAUGUCAAAUCAACACGUCUGGGUCCUCUGAAACGACGAGUGUGUCUUCACUCAGAGGGACAUAUGGAUGAUGGUCUGACCUUACAGCGAUGUCAACAUGAGGAAUCGAGAGCCGCGCGAAUCAUUCGCAACACAACACGACUCUUUAGUACCUUCAUCAGAGAGCUCGAGAGUUUGAGCGGCAAGAACCGUGUGUUUGUGGUUCUGCCCAUUGAAGAAGUUCUUCAGACACUCAAUGAUCUGAUUGCGUACUUCAGACUGCCCGAUGCUGAACUGGAACAUGAGAAAAAACAGAUUCAACUGCGUUCCCUGAAGAACCGACAGAACCUCUUCAAACAGGAGGGAAUGCUGUCUCUGGUGUCUAACUGCAUCGAUCGCUUGAGUGUUUAUAACAGCGCCGCUCAUUUUGGUGAACACGCUGGUGAAGAGGCAGCUGCAGCGUGGAAAGACAUUCUCAACCUGCUCUAUGAGCUGCUGGCUUCUCUCAUACGGGGAAACAGAAAUAACUGCACACAGUUUUCACAGAAUCUGGACUGGUUGGUCAGUAAACUGGAGAGGCUAGAAUCAUCUUCAGGGAUCUUGGAGGUUCUUCACUGUAUUCUGAUCGAGAGUCCUGAAGCUCUGAACGUCAUCCAGAGAGGACACAUCAAGACCAUCAUCUCUCUUCUCUACAAACACGGACGAAACCACAAGAUUCUGGACGUUCUCUGCUCUCUGUGUGUGUGUAACGGCGUCGCCGUGAGAGCCAAUCAGAAUCUCAUCUGUGAUCACCUGCUGUCCAGACGAGACCUCCUCCUGCAGACGCGAUUGGUCAACGACGUCCAGAGCAUGCGGCCCAACAUCUUUGUGGGAGUCAGUGAGGGUUCAGAUCAGUACAGGAGGUGGUAUUUCGAGUUGGUGAUCGAUCACGUGGAUCAUUUCAUGACCGGCGAGCCCUCGCACCUGCGGGUGGGUUGGGCCUCCACGAAAGGUUACGCCCCUUACCCAGGAGGAGGAGAGGGCUGGGGGGCUAACGGAGUCGGAGAUGAUCUGUACUCGUAUGGCUUCGAUGGACUGCACCUGUGGUCGGGGCGGAUCUCUCGUACCGUAGCGUCCGUGAAGCAGCACGUGUUGACGUCUGAUGAUGUGGCGAGCUGCUGUAUGGAUCUGAACGCUCCCAGCAUCUCCUUCAGGAUCAACGGCCAGCCGGUUCAGGGCAUGUUUGAGAACUUCAACACCGACGGGCUGUUUUUCCCUGUGGUCAGCUUCUCUGCUGGGGUCAAGGUGCGUUUCCUGUUAGGUGGUCGUCACGGUGAAUUUAAGUUCCUGCCGCCGGCCGGUUACGCGCCGUGUUACGAGGCUCUGCUGCCUAAAGAGAAGAUGAGGGUGGAGCCAGUGAAGGAAUACAAACGAGAUGUGGGUGGAGUCAGAGAUUUACUGGGAAACACCCAUUUCACAUCACAGGCCUCGUUUAUACCUAAACCCGUGGACACGUCUCAGACCGUGAUGCCUCCUCACCUGGAGAAGGUUCGAGAUCGACUCGCCGAGAACAUUCAUGAGCUGUGGGGUAUGAACAAGAUCGAGAUGGGCUGGUCAUACGGGAAGAUCCGAGAGGAUAAUAAACGUCAGCAUCCGUGUCUGGUGGAUUUCUCCAAACUGCCAGAGACAGAGAGGAGCUACAACAUACAGAUGUCAACAGAAACGCUGAAGACACUUCUGGCUUUGGGUUGUCAUGUAGUUCAGGUGAAGGUCAAUGCCGAAGAAGACCUGAAGAAACUCAAACUGCCUAAGAACUACAUGAUGUCUAACGGUUAUAAACCAGCGCCGCUGGACCUGUCUGAUGUCAAACUGACCCCAGGUCAGGAGCUGCUGGUGGAUAAACUGACAGAAAAUGCCCACAACGUCUGGGCCAAAGAUCGCGUCAAACAGGGCUGGACCUACGGCAUACAGCAGGAUGUGAAGAGCAAGCGAAACCCUCGCCUGGUGCCGUACGCUUUACUCGACGAGCGAACCAAGAAGUCAAACCGCGACAGCCUCCGGGAAGCCAUCCGCACUCUGAUUGGAUACGGCUACAGCGUCGAGCCGCCCGACCAAGACGCUGGUCACGUGGUGGAGCGGUUGAGCAUCGAUAAGAUCCGCUUCUUCCGUGUUGAGCGGACGUAUGCGGUGAAGACGGGGAAGUGGUAUUUCGAGUUCGAGGUGGUGACGGGUGGAGACGUGCGGGUGGGCUGGGCUCGGCCCGGCUGUAAGCCCGACGUGGAGCUCGGAACAGAUGAUCAAGCGUACGUCUUUGAUGGACACCGGGGUCAUCGACUCCACAUGGGCGGUCGGCUCUUCGGUCGCUGCUGGCACGCGGGUGACGUUGUGGGUUGUAUGAUCAACAUGGAGGACAAAUCCAUGAUCUUCACCCUCAACGGAGAAAUCCUGAUCACUAACAAGGGCUCAGAACUCUGUUUCGCUGACUUUGACCUCGAUGACGGUUUCAUUCCGGUCUGCAGUUUAGGACUUUCUCAGGUCGGCCGUAUGAAUCUGGGGAAAGACGCCAGCACGUUUAAAUACUACACAAUGUGUGGACUGCAGGAGGGCUUUAGACCUUUCGCCGUCAACAUGAAUCGUGAGGUGACCAUGUGGUUCAGUAAACGUCUGCCCACCUUCUUCAACGUGCCGAGAGACCACAGCGACAUCGCGGUGACCAGGAUUGACGGUACUGUCGACAGUCCGCCCUGUCUGAAGGUCACUCAUAAGACGUUCGGGACUCAGAACAGUAACUCAGACAUGGUGUUCUUCAGACUGAGCAUGCCCGUAGACUUUCACUCCGCCUUCAGAAGCUCCACCAGCCACAUGAACGGAGUCUAUGAGGAGGAGCCGCUGAAACUCAGACACAGGCAUCCGGUGAAGUCGAUGAAACACUCAGAGGAGAGCAGAAGAAUCGACUACAGCAGCAUCACCACGUAUUAUCAUUCAGUCCGAAUAUUCGCCGGUCAGGAUCCGUCCUGCGUGUGGGUCGGUUGGGUCACCCCCGACUAUCAUUACUACAGCAACAACUUUAACCUCAGUAAGAACCGCACCGUGACGGUGACCCUCGGAGACGAGAGGGGUCGCGUGCAUGAGAGCGUCAAGAGGAACAACUGCUACAUGGUUUGGUGUGGAGAUGUCGGCAGCGCGGGGCAGACCGCCGGCAGAAGUAAUGCAGAUUUAGAGAUGGGCUGUCUUAUCAAUGUGGCCACCGGUCUGUUGACCUUCAGCGUGAACGGCAAAGAGCUUCCAACUUCACACCAGGUGGAGCCCAGCACAAAACUCUUUCCCGCUGUGUUCGUGCGUCCCACAAGCUCCAGUCUGUUCCAGUUUGAACUGGGCAAAAUCAAGAACACCAUGCCUUUAUCAUCAGCCAUCUUUAAGAGUGAACACAAGAACCCGGUUCCUCAGUGUCCACCGCGUCUGGACGUCCAGACCAUCAACUCGGUGCUGUGGAGCCGAAUGCCAAACAUAUUCCUGAAGGUGGAGACGUCCCGGAUCAGUGAGAGACACGGAUGGAUGGUCCAGUGUCAGGAACCCCUGCAGAUGCUCGCUGUACACAUCCCUGAGGAGAACCGUUGUGUGGACAUCAUGGAGCUGUCGGAGCAGGAGGAACUGCGUAAGUUCCACUAUCACACGCUGAAGCUUUACUGCGCUCUGUGCGCUCACGGCAACACGCGUGUCUCUCACGCCCUGUGCAGCCACCUCGACCAAUCCCAGCUCCUGUACACCAUCGACAACCAAUACCUGUCCGGCAUGCUGCGCGAGGGCUUCUACGACGUCCUCAUCAGCGUCCACCUGGAGACGGCCCGAGCUGCUCGCCUCAUGAUGAACAACGAGUUCAUCAUCCCCGUCACCGCCGAGACGCGCAGCAUCCUGCUCUUUCCGGACGCGUCCAAACGCCACCGGCCCCCCGGCGUGGGUCUCAGCACGUCCCUGAAGCCCAAACUCAACUUCGCACCUCCCUGUUUCAUCAGCGCUAAACGAAACCAGCACCUGUACAGCCCCGAGAUCCCGCUGGACGUGCUGAAGGAGAAAGCCAUCAGCAUGCUGACGGAGGCGGUUCAGGGCGGAGGAGAUCACAUCAGAGAUCCCGUGGGAGGAAGUGUGGAGUAUCAGUUCGUGCCCAUCCUGCGCCUCAUCAGUACUCUGCUCACCAUGGGCGUCCUGACCAGCCGAGACGUUCACAAGAUCUUACUGCUCAUCGAGCCCAACGUGUUCGGAGAACGCAAGGAGGAGGGCUCGAGAGAGACGGCGGUGAAGGAAGGUCUGACAGGAGCAGAGGAGAAGACCGUCGAGACCGGAGAAGAAGAACCAGUGAAGGGUAGAAAGGUCGUGAAGGGACUGCUGGAGAAGAAGUUACCUGAGUGUGUCAAACGACAGAUGUGUGAUCUGCUUCAUUAUUUCUGUGACUGUGAGUUGAGGCACAGGAUCGAGUCGAUCGUGUCGUUCUCCGACGGUUUCGUUUCCAAGCUGCAAUUCAACCAGAAGUUUCGCUAUAAUGAGCUGAUGCUCGCGCUCAACAUGUCUGCCGCCGUCACCGCCAAAAAGACCAAAGAGUUUCGCUCUCCUCCACAGGAACAGAUUAACAUGCUGUUGAAUUUUGACAUGGGCGAGGGCUGUCCGUGUCCAGAGGACAUACAGGAGGAACUCUAUGACUUUCACACUGAACUGCGGCUACACUGCGGAAUCCCAGCGGAGGAACCCAAGGAGCAUGAAGACACGUCUAUUAAAGGUCGUCUGCUCGCGCUGGUCUAUAAGAUCAAAGGUCAACCGCAGAAAUCUGACUCACAGCCCAGAGAGAAAGAGCAAACAGCACCAACCAAUCUGAAGGAGCUGAUCUCUCAGACGAUGGUGAGCUGGGCUCAAGAGACACACAUUCAGGAUCCCGAGCUGGUGCGCGUGAUGUUCAGUCUGUUGAGGAGACAGUACGACAGCAUCGGCGAGCUGCUGAGAGCCAUGAGGAAGACGUACACCAUCAGCGCCGCCUCCGUGAGCGACACCAUCCACCUGCUGGCGUCACUGGGACAGAUCCGCUCGCUGCUGAGCGUCCGCAUGGGUAAAGAAGAGGAACAGCUCAUGAUUGACGGCUUGAGUGACAUCAUGAAUAACAAAGUCUUCUACCAGCAUCCGAACCUGAUGAGAGUUCUGGGGAUGCACGAGACAGUGAUGGAGGUGAUGGUGAAUGUGCUGGGAGGAGGAAAAUCACAGGAAAUCGCUUUUCCCAAAAUGGUAGCGAGCUGCUGUCGAUUCCUGUGUUACUUCUGUCGAAUCAGUCGUGAGAAUCAGAAAGCCAUGUUCGAUCAUUUGAGUUAUCUGCUGGAGAACAGCAGUGUUGGACUGGCGUCUCCAUCCAUGAGAGGAUCGACACCUUUAGACGUAGCGGCUUCAUCCGUCAUGGAUAAUAACAGUCUGGCCCUCGCGCUGGAGGAACCCGACCUCGACAAGGUGGUUACGUAUCUCGCCGGCUGUGGGCUGCAGAGUUGUUCCAUGCUUGUGGCUAAAGGAUAUCCAGAUAUCAGCUGGAACCCUAUCGAGGGUGAACGCUACCUUUCCUUCCUGCGGUUUGCUGUGUUUGUCAAAGGUGAGAGCGUGGAGGAGAACUCCAGCGUGGUGGUCAAGCUUCUGAUUCGCCGGCCGGAGUGUUUUGGCCCAGCCUUGCGAGGAGAGGGUGGAAACGGGUUGCUGGCGGCUAUGAAGGAGGCCAUAAAGAUCUCAGAGAACCCAGCGCUGGAUCUGCCCAGCACGGGCCCGGGUCACACGUCAGACACGUCCACUGAAGGUGAGGAAGAGGAGGAGGUGGUUCACAUGGGGAACGCCAUCAUGUCCUUCUACUCGGCUCUGAUCGAUCUGCUGGGCCGCUGCGCUCCUGAGAUGCACUUGAUCAAUAAAGGUAAAGGUGAAGCUCUGAGGAUUCGUGCCAUCCUGCGAUCUCUCGUGCCCAUUGAGGACCUGGUCGGCAUCAUCAGCAUCCCUCUGAAAAUGCCCGUGCUCAAUAAAGAUGGCAGCGUGACCGAGCCCGACGUGUCUGCCAGUUUCUGUCCGGACCACAAGGCUCCCAUGGUGCUGUUUUUGGAUCGUGUGUACGGCAUCGAGGAUCAGAGUUUCUUGCUGCAUCUGUUAGAGGUGGGAUUCCUGCCGGAUCUGAGGGCCGCUGCUUUACUCGACACGGAAUCUGUGCGGACGACCGAAAGCGCUCUUGCGAUGAACAGGUACAUCGGUUCUGCCAUGUUGCCUCUGCUCACGCGCUGCGCUCCUCACUUCACCGGUACAGAACAUCACGCCGCGCUCAUCGACUCGACGCUUUACACCAUCUACAGACUGUCCACGUGCUGUUCGCUCACCAAAGCUCAGAGAGACGCCAUUGAGGAGUGUUUACUGGCCGUCUGCAGGUAUCUCAGGCCGUCCAUGUUACAGCCUCUCUUACGCCGACUGGUGUUUGACGUGCCAUCGUUGUCCGAAUACUGUAAGAUGCCUCUGAAGUUGUUAUCGAAUCAUUACGAGCAGAAUUGGAAGUAUUACUGCCUCCCGUCAGGCUGGGGCGGUCACGGUCUGCCGUCUGAAGAAGAGCUUCUGCUCACCAAGAAGAUCUUCUGGGGCAUCUUUGAUUCUCUCUCUCAGAAGACGUACGAUCAGGAGCUGUUUAAAAUGGCCAUGCCGUGUCUGAGCGCCAUCGCCGGAGCUCUUCCACCCGAUUACAUCGACCCGUCGCUCAGCACCGCGCUGGAGAAACACGAGUCUGUGGACGCGCAGGGCAACUUUGACCCCAGACCCAUUAACACGGCCAACGUUUGUCUGCCGGAGAAGCUGGAAUACAUCGCCAACAAAUACACUGAACAUUGUCAUGAGAAAUGGGCUGCAGAGAAGGUCAUGUUGGGCUGGAAAUACGGAGAGAAUGUAGAUGAGAAAUUCAAAACACACCCAAUGAUGAGGUCCUACAAAGCUCUCACAGAGAAGGAGAAAGAGACGUACCGCUGGAGCGUCAGUGAGUCACUGAAGAGCAUGUUGGCAAUGGGCUGGACUAUAGACCGAACCAAAGAAGGAGAAAUGACCUUUCAGCUGAGAGAGAUUGAGAAGAUGCGCAGGACGUCUCAGGUGUCUCAGGGUAACGGCUACAGCCCGACACCGUUGGACAUGAGCAACGUGCCUCUCUCACGAGAACUCCAGGUGAGACCCAGGUCUCAGUCGAUGGUGGAAGUUCUGGCCGAAAACUAUCACAACAUCUGGGCCAAGAAGAAGAAGAGCGACCUAGGAGCCAAAGGUGGCACUCAUCCUCUUCUCGUGCCGUACGACACGCUCACAGCUAAAGAGAAAGUCAAAGAUCGUGAGAGAGCCCAGGAUCUGUUCCGCUUCCUGCAGAUUAACGGACAUUCGGUCAGCAGGGGUUUGAAGGACAUAGAACAGGACUCCUCCUCCAUGGAGAAACGCUUUGCUUAUAAAUUUCUCAAGAAGUUGCUGAAGUAUGUGGAUUCUGCGCAGGAAUUCAUCGCUCAUCUCGAGGUGAUGGCCAGCAGUGGACAAAACAACAGAUCUCCACAUGAACAGGAGAUCAAAUUCUUUGCUAAGGUUCUCUUGCCUCUCAUAGAUCAGUACUUCAAGAAUCACUCGCUCUACUUUCUGUCCUCGGCCACCAAGACACUGAGCAGCAGUGGAUACGCCUCUAAUAAAGAAAAAGAGAUGGUGACCAGUCUCUUCUGUAAGCUGGCCGCUCUGGUUAGACACAGGAUCUCUCUCUUUGGAAGUGACUCCACCACUAUGGUCAGCUGUCUUCACAUCCUCGCACACACAUUAGACACCAGGACGGUGAUGAAGUCGGGAUCUGAACUGGUUAAAGCGGGUUUGAGGAUGUUCUUUGAGAACGCAGCAGAAGAUCUGGAGAAGACGUUGGAGAAUCUGAAGUUGGGGAAGUUCACUCACUCUCGCAGUCAGAUGAAGGGAGUUUCUCAGAACAUCAACUACACCACCGUUGCUCUUCUGCCCAUCCUCACGGCUCUGUUUGAACACAUCACGGAACAUCAGUUCGGCUCGGAUCUGCUGCUGGAUGAUGUGCAGGUGUCGUGUUAUAGAAUUCUGUCCAGUUUAUAUUCACUGGGAACUGGAAAGAACAUCUAUGUGGAGCGGCAGUUGCCGGCGUUGGGCGAGUGUUUGGCGACUCUCGCGGGUGUGAUUCCCGUGGCGUUCUUAGAGCCUCCGCUGAACAAACACAACAUCUACUCCGUGUUUAACACGAAGACGUCUCGUGAGCGUGCAGUCGCAGGAAUGCCGGAGUGUGUGGAGGACAUGUGUCCUGAGCUCCCUCGUCUGGACGGUCUGAUGAAGGACAUUAAUGACAUGUCUGAGUCCGGCGCUCGAUACGCAGAGAUGCCUCACGUCAUUGAGGUGGUUCUGCCCAUGCUCUGUAACUAUCUGUCAUACUGGUGGGAGAAAGGACCAGAGAACUGUCCUGAGAGCAGAGCGUCCGUCUGCAGCACCACUGUCACAUCGGAACAUCUCAGCAUCAUCCUGGGCAACAUCCUCAAGAUCCUCAACAGUAACCUGGGCAUUGACGAAGCCUCCUGGAUGAAACGCAUCGCAGUUUACGCUCAGCCCAUCAUCAGCAAAGCCCGCGCCAACCUGCUGAAAGCUCACUUUCUGCCCACGCUGGAGAAGCUGAAGAAGAAAACGGUGAAGGUGGUGGCGGAGGAGGAGCUUCUGAAGGCUGACGGCAAGGGCGACACCCAGGAGGCGGAGCUUCUGAUUCUGGAUGAGUUUGCGGUGCUCUGCAGAGAUCUGUACGCUUUCUACCCGAUGCUCAUCCGCUACGUGGACAACAACAGGUCUCGUUGGCUGAAGGAACCCGACGCCGAUUCACACGAACUCUUCAAGAUGGUGGCAGAAAUUUUCAUCCUUUGGUGUAAAUCACACAAUUUCAAGAGAGAAGAGCAGAACUUUGUGGUUCAGAAUGAGAUUAACAACCUCUCGUUUCUCACUGGCGACAGUAAAACCAAGAUGUCGAAGUCGUAUCUGCAGAAGUCAGGAGGUCAGGACCAGGAGCGGAAGCACAAGAAGCGUCGUGGUGAUUUUUACUCCAUCCAAACCUCUCUGAUCGUGGCGGCGCUGAAGAAGAUGCUGCCCAUCGGUCUGAACAUGUGCACGCCGGGCGAUCAGGAGCUCAUCAUGCUGGCCAAGACUCGACACGGCCUGAAGGACACAGAUGAGGAGGUGAAGGAACACAUCAGGCAGAAUCUGCAUCUCCAGGAGAAGUCAGAUGAUCCUGCUGUACGCUGGCAGCUCAAUCUUUAUAAAGACGUGAUUGUGAAGAGCGAGGGACCUCCAGACCCGGAGACAACGGUCCAGCGGAUCCACAGGAUCUCAGCGGCUGUGUUUCACCUCGAGCAGGUUGAACAGCCGUUAAGAUCUAAGAAGUGUGUUUGGCAGAAGCUGUUGUCUAAACAGAGGAAGCGAGCUGUGGUUGCGUGUUUCAGGAUGGCACCGCUGUACAACCUGCCCCGGCACCGCUCCAUUAAUCUGUUCCUCACGGGCUAUCUGCGCCUCUGGAUAGAGGCCGAGACUUACGCGUUUGAGGAGAAACUAGUGCAGGAUCUGUCUAAGACACAACCGAAGACAGAUGAGGAGGAAGAUGAGAUCAGAGAGACACAACCAGAUCCUCUUCAUCAACUCAUACUGCACUUCAGUCAUAAUGCACUGACAGAACGCAGUUCUGUGGAGGAUGAUCAGCUGUACGUGGCUUACGCAGACAUGAUGGCGAAGAGCUGUGCUGAGAAUGAGGAAGAUGAUGAUGAAGAGAAAGAGAAAACAUUUGAGGAGAAGGAGAUGGAGAAGCAGAAGACUCUCUAUCAACAGGCUCGACUUCAUGACAGAGGAGCAGCAGAAAUGGUGCUACAGAUGAUCAGUUCUAGUAAAGGGCGUUUGGGUCGGAUGGUCACGUUCACACUGAAACUGGGCAUCUCUAUUCUGAACGGAGGAAACAUGUUAGUUCAGCAGAAAAUGCUGGACUAUCUGAAGGAGAAACGAGAUGUGGGAUUUUUCAAGAGUUUGUCUGGACUCAUGCAGUCGUGCAGUGUUCUGGAUCUGAACGCAUUCGAGCGUCAGAACAAAGCUGAAGGUUUGGGGAUGGUCACUGAAGAAGGUUGCAUCAACAUGAGAGAACGGGGUUCCAAAGUUCUUCAGAAUGAUGAGUUUACCAAAGAUCUUUUCAGGUUUCUGCAGCUGUUAUGUGAAGGACAUAAUAACGAUUUUCAGAACUUCCUCAGAACACAAACAGGAAACACGACCACAGUUAAUAUCAUCAUAAGCACUGUGGACUAUCUGCUCAGACUGCAGGAAUCCAUCAGUGAUUUUUACUGGUAUUACUCUGGUAAAGACGUCAUGGAUACAGCGGGGCAGCGUAAUUUCUCCAAAGCUCUUGCCGUAGCGAAACAGAUCUUCAAUUCACUCACUGAAUACAUCCAGGGUCCGUGUAUUGGGAAUCAGCAGAGUUUGGCUCACAGCAGACUCUGGGAUGCUGUUGUUGGAUUUCUUCAUGUUUUUGCUAACAUGCAAAUGAAGCUGUCACAGGACUCCAGUCAGAUCGAGCUGUUGAAGGAGCUGUUGGAUCUUCAGAAGGAUAUGAUUGUCAUGAUGUUGUCACUGCUGGAAGGUAAUGUUGUGAACGGGACUAUCGGUAAACAGAUGGUGGACACUCUCGUGGAAUCCUCCAGCAAUGUGGAGAUGAUCCUGAAGUUCUUCGACAUGUUCCUCAAGCUGAAAGAUUUGACCACCUCCGACAGCUUCAAAGAGCACGACCCCGACCGUAAAGGUGUCAUCUCCAAGAAAGAGUUUCAGAAGUCCAUGGAGAGCCAGAAGCAGUACUCGCAGUCUGAGAUCGAUUUCCUGCUGUCCUGCGCCGAGGCCGACGAGAACGACAUGUUCAACUACGAGGAGUUCGUCGAGCGCUUCCACGAACCGGCCAAGGACAUCGGCUUCAACAUGGCGGUUCUGCUCACCAACCUAUCGGAGCACAUGCCCCACGACGCCCGUCUCGCCACCUUCCUGAACCUGGCCGAAAGCGUCCUGAACUACUUCGAGCCCUUCCUGGGCCGCAUCGAGAUCAUAGGUGGAGCUAAGAGAAUCGAGAGGGUUUACUUCGAGAUCAGCGAGUCCAGCAGAACUCAGUGGGAAAAACCGCAGGUCAAGGAGUCCAAGCGGCAGUUCAUCUUCGAUGUCGUCAACGAGGGCGGAGAAUCCGAGAAGAUGGAGCUGUUCGUCAACUUCUGCGAGGACACCAUCUUCGAGAUGCAGCUGGCAUCUCUGAUCUCCGAGCCGGACGCUGCGGAGAGGCCGGAGGAGGACGAUGAUGACGACGCACAGAGUGUGACUGAGAAUCAAGAGGAGGAGGAAGACGAAGCGGCGUUGGAGUCGUCCUCUGCGUUCACUCUGGCCUGCGUCUCCAUGAGGAAGAGUCUGUCAAACCUCAGACAGAUGCUGUCACUGAAAAGCAUGAGACGACAGUACCGAAAGCUGAGGAAGAUGAGCGUGAAGGAGCUGAUACGAGGCUUCUUCUGCUUCUUCUGGACCCUCUUCGUCGGCACGUUCCGCUUCCUCAUCAAUCUGGUGUGGGGUUUCUUUCACAUCCUCUGGUCCACCCUGUUCGGCGGAGGUCUGGUGGAAGGAGCCAAGAACAUGAAGGUGACGGAUAUCCUGGGGAACAUGCCCGAUCCCACGCAGUUUGGGAUCCACGGUGACGUUCUGGAUAUGGAGAAGCUGGAAUACUGCGACGCGUCUCAGGUGUCCGAGCUCGGGUGCGAGGCGGCCGGUGAGCGGGUGGAAAUGGACCUGAUGUCAGAACUGAUGAACGUUCAGCCCAGGAGAGAGGGAGGCAAACACGGGAUGGAGCCGGGACUGGGAGACGUGUCUGAGGUGGUCGGGGUGGACGCUCCUUCAUUGGCCAGCGCUGUUCACCAGAAGAAAGCUCAGGAAGCUGCGAUGACCGCCGCAGAGUCUGAAACCAAAUGGGAGUCCGAGAAGGCCGAUGUUGAAGACAGAGAGAAGACAGAUCAGGGCAGGAGAGAUGAACCCGUGGCAGGGCCAGCAGCAGAUGAAGAGAGGAAGCCUGUGAAGAACAGACGUGGGCAGAAGAAAGAAGCGCCUGACGCCUGCAUGGCUUCAUUUUUAGCCGGUCUGGACGUCUAUCAGACUAAAAUGCUGAAUUAUCUGGCUAGAAACUUUUACAACCUGCGUUUUCUGGCUCUGUUUGUGGCUUUUGCCAUCAACUUCAUUCUGCUCUUCUACAAGGUGACAGGCGAGGACUCUGAUGAUUUGGAUCCGUGGGUUCGGCGCGGUGGUGAUGGUGAUGAUGCUGAUGAAGGUGUUGUGGAGUAUUUUGUUCUUCAGGAGAGCAGUGGUUAUAUGGCUCCGACUCUCCGCUUCCUCGCUGUCAUGCACACGCUCAUCUCCUCUCUCUGUGUGCUGGGAUAUUAUUAUCUGAAGGUUCCGUUGGUGGUCUUCAAGCGUGAGAAGGAGAUCGCACGUAAGCUGGAGUUUGAUGGGCUGUACAUCACUGAGCAGCCGUCAGACGAUGAUAUAAAAGGACAGUGGGACAGACUCGUCAUUAACACACCAUCUUUCCCCAACAACUACUGGGACAAAUUCGUGAAACGCAAGGUGAUAAACAAGUACGGAGAUCUGUACGGUGCCGAGCGGAUCGCAGAACUGCUGGGUUUGGAUAAAAGCGCUCUGGAUUUUAAUCCCACCGAAGACGCGGUUAUGAAAGACGCCUCGCUGCUGUCCUGGUUAAGCUCCAUUGACACCAAGUAUCACGUGUGGAAGAUGGGCGUGGUCUUCACAGAUAACUCUUUCCUGUAUCUGGUCUGGUACACCACUAUGUCUGUACUGGGACAUUAUAAUAACUUCUUCUUCGCCGCGCAUCUGUUGGACAUCGCCAUGGGCUUUAAAACCCUGCGGACCAUCCUGUCAUCGGUCACACACAACGGCAAACAGUUGGUGUUGACGGUCGGUCUGCUGGCUGUGGUCGUCUAUCUCUACACCGUUGUGGCUUUCAACUUUUUCCGCAAGUUCUACAACAAGAGUUCAGACGAGGAAGAGCCCGACAUGAAGUGUGAUGAUAUGAUGACUUGUUACCUGUUUCACAUGUACGUUGGCGUCCGUGCUGGUGGAGGUAUUGGAGAUGAAAUCGAGGACCCCGCGGGCGACCCGUAUGAACUCUACCGCAUUCUGUUUGACAUCACGUUUUUCUUCUUUGUGAUUGUUAUACUGCUGGCUAUCAUACAAGGUUUGAUCAUCGACGCGUUCGGAGAGUUGAGAGAUCAGCAGGAACAGGUCAAAGAAGACAUGGAGACUAAAUGUUUCAUCUGUGGGAUCGGUAACGAGUAAUUCGACACGACGCCACAUGGCUUUGAGACUCACACGCUGCAGGAACACAAUCUUGCCAACUACCUAUUUUUCUUGAUGUACCUGAUCAACAAGGACGAGACCGAACACACCGGUCAGGAGUCAUACGUGUGGAAGAUGUAUCAGGAGAGAUGUUGGGACUUCUUUCCCGCCGGGGAUUGUUUCCGUAAGCAGUAUGAAGAUCAGCUGGGCUAGACCGGAUCCAGAAACGAUCCGUCCAACCUUGUCUUCGACCCGAACUCGUUUCCUUACCAUGACACAACAGCACACGCAGGACCGACGUUACCUCGAAAUAAAACGACAGCCGUGCCAAUCCAGUGGAACCUCCUUCGCUUCUCUCCGGACAUUUUCUUUUGUUCGUUUUCGGUGAGAAAAACAAACUCAAACAACUCGUUGCCUUCUUUGACCCAUUGCACAACGUCUCUCACGUGAAACUCUCGGACGCGUGGGGUUAUCGAUCGACUUCUCCACCGUAUAUGCACAAGAAAAUCUUCUUCGGUAUUUGGAGAGCAUGAUGCCAAAAGCGCCGGAUCGGAUGAUAUUUAUUUUAGAUUUUCUUUCAACUGCCUGCUGAUG